AUGUUUACUUGCAAAUCAUGUAAGAGAAAAGCUUUCUCUACAUUAAUCAAUCCUACAUUUCGCCUGCAAAAUACCCUUGCGACAGUACAACCGAUUUACACGCCCGCCUUAUCCCGCCGACAUAGAAAAUAUACGACAACUACUGCGCCAGCCAACGUUUCUCAGCAAGAUGGAUACCAGGACAAUCCAAAGGCAAAGAGGAAACAAACCAUCUCUCCACAGGAAUGGGCUGCUCAAAAACAGUUGCAGUAUCUAAAAGAUCCGCUACACAUUCAAGACUAUGUCAGGAAGACGUUGGAGAGAGGCAAUUUUGAUGAUGCUAUGCUGAUCACAAAAAAAGCCAGCAAGAACUCAGUAGUGACGGUCAGUUGGAAUCAUUUGAUUGGUUAUGUAAUGCAACAAGGUAAACUUCAUGCUGGAAUCAAGUUAUACAAUGAUAUGAAGAAGAUUGGCCAAUUCCCAAACGCUCAAACAUAUACAAUCAUCUUCAAAGGUUGCUCUUUUUCACCUCAUCCAAAACUAGCCGUAUCGGAGGCAAUUAGAAUAUAUAACAACAUGUUAACUAACGAUCGCAUAACACCCAACACAAUCCAUUUGAACGCUGUUCUUAAAGUCUGUGCGAAUGCCGAAGAUAUCGAGUCGUUAUUCACCAUCGUUCAAACCGCCAACCAAGGUCUUAGAGCACCAAACAACUUGACAUAUACAAUCAUCUUGAAUGCCUUACGGCGCAAGGUUAAUAGGCGCCAGUAUGGUCUUGUAGUAGACGUCGAUACUCCCAAAAUUACAAAAGCAAAGGCGCGAACAAUUCUGCGAUCUAAAGCCAUAUGGGAAGAAGUUAUAUCGAAGUGGAGGGCUGGUUCCAUUAUUAUCGAUGAAGAAUUAGUCUGCGCGAUGGGAUGGAUUCUGUUAAUGGGAAACUAUCACGAUGCCGAAUCUAUAGAAGCUCUACUCGAGCAAACAAUGAUGAUCCCAAAGGAUGAUGUGGCCGCCAUCCGUGGGGAAUCUAAGAAAUGGGCGGGUCAUAGCAAAGAUGAUAUAGACGCGAAGCCAGCUACCACGGUUGACACCGACAAAAUCAAGGCCCCCGGUGCCCCUGAAGUUAGCCACGCACUUCCGGGGAACAACUCUCUUUCCUUGAUUAUUGCCGCCCUGGAGAAGAGCGGGAAAACGUCAAGAGCGCAGGCAUAUUGGGAUAUCUUCACUAAGAAGCAUCAUGUUGUACCCGAUGCUAACAAUUGGCAUCGCAUGCUCAUGACCCUACGCCGCGGGAAGAACAGUAGCCAAACUGUUAUGUGUCUAUGGGAUAUGCCUGCGGAGCUGAUGCUUCCUAAGAACUUCCGUACAGCUAUGAAUACUUGCCUACGAGACAAUUUGAACACCAGCGUCUUUAACAACGCCACCGAGGUUGUAAAAAUUAUGCUAUCCAAGCUUAAAAUUCCAGAUCCGAUAACUUUGCGCAACUAUCUCCGUGUAGCUUAUGCCUGCAAGCGGCCAUUUUUCGAUCAAUUCGGAAAUGAUACCUAUGGUGCAACGAUGGCAUGGAGCAAGCAGCUCGCUACAGCUCUCGAGAAUCUCUGGAAACCGUAUAUGACCGUUGCAAGGCAGUACGACGAGGACGGUCCGGAAUCAAACAUGAAACGAGAGCUUGUGGCCCUGGCACGAAAGAUGAUCGCCGCUAGCGAUAGGGUCAUAUCGAGCAAUGUGCUACGCCCAGGUGAUCAGAAAGAAGUUGAAGCGAGACGAAAUAGUCUGAAUAGAGUUGUUGUCCGCCAUUUCAAGGAGAUGAAGGAAAUGUUUCCUGAAUUCCGCCCGGAGGAGGAUGCUAAGGAAGAGGACGAAGGAGACAAAGAUGGUGAAGAUGGUGAAGAUGGUGAAGAUGGUGAUAAUCAUAAACGUACACCCUGGAAAUAUCCUCAGAGUAGACCAAUGGGGGUUUGA
Messenger RNA from Daldinia childiae, 1938 nucleotides. Its product is annotated as putative pentatricopeptide repeat protein. The coding region runs from base 1 to 1938 and encodes 645 amino acids. The transcript has a single exon. Gene Ontology annotation, molecular function: protein binding. NCBI's taxonomy places the organism in Eukaryota, Fungi, Ascomycota, Sordariomycetes, Xylariales, Hypoxylaceae. The record is from RefSeq and is a predicted model, not a curated record.